AUGCUAACACUGAUACGGUUGUGUAAAGAUCGAAAGAGCUUUUACACGGUUCCCCAAAACGCUGCGUUUUAUUUCUUCUUCUUCUCCUUCCUCUGUACGCUUCACUGCAAAACACAAACCUCAAGACACUCGUCGAAGCUUUCCUUAAUGGCUCUCUCUCAGGUCGCUUAUCUGAUCCCACUGAAACAAGACCUAAACGAAGACACUUCAUCCCCUCGAAUAACCUUAUCCGAAGGUCCAAACACAAUCGGCCGCGGCAGCGUUUCAAUCACCGAUAAACGUCUCAGCCGCAAACACAUUACAAUCACAACUUCCACCUCUGGUCCAGCCUCCUUAUCAGUGGAAGGAACGAACCCUGUGGUUGUUAGAUCUUUAGGCGAGAGGAAGAAAGUGAACCCUAGUGAAGAGGUUUCGUUAGCUAAUGAUGAUGUUAUUGAAUUGAUCCCUGGUCAUCAUUUCUUCAAGCUUGUGUUGCUUCCACGUUCUGGAGAGAGUGAGAGAGCGGCUAAGAAAGCUAGAAAGGAAGGAGAUGAUGAUGAUGUAGAGGCAAUUCGACGUUUUUGUCCAGAUAAUGAGAAGCUACCUUCAACGUUUCGGCUUUUGAGUGUUGAUGGUUUGCCUGAUUGGGCUAAUACCUCUUGUGUUAACAUUAAUGAUGUUGUUGAGGGAGAUGUUGUUGCUGCGAUCUUAUCGAAUUAUAUGGUUGAUGUAGACUGGUUGGUGUCAGCUUGCUCGAAACUGGCCAACAUUCCUCAGGUUAUGGUCAUUCAUGGAGAAGGUGAUGGUAGGCAAGAGUAUAUUCAGAGGAAGAAGCCAGCUAAUUGGAUUCUUCAUAAGCCUCGUUUACCUAUCUCAUUUGGGACACAUCAUUCCAAGGCUAUUUUCCUUGUCUAUCCUCGAGGAGUGAGAGUUGUAGUACACACUGCUAAUCUGAUCCAUGUUGAUUGGAACAAUAAAAGCCAAGGUUUGUGGAUGCAAGAUUUCCCUUGGAAAGAUGAUGAAGACAAAGAUACUACACCUAAAAGUUGCGGAUUCGAAGAUGACCUUGUUGAUUACCUCACUGUACUUAAGUGGCCUGAGUUUACUUCAAGCUUACCUGGUCGUGGUAAUGUCAAGAUCAAUGCAGCCUUCUUCAGAAAGUUUGAUUAUUCCAAUGCUACGGUUCGACUAAUUGCAUCAGUCCCUGGGUACCAUACUGGUUCGAACAUGAGAAAAUGGGGACACAUGAAACUAAGGACGAUUCUUCAAGAAUGCAUUUUUGAUAGAGAGUUCUGCAGAUCCCCAUUAGUUUAUCAGUUCUCUUCACUCGGUUCUUUAGACGAGAAGUGGUUGGCUGAGUUUGGAUCUUCUUUGUCUUCUGGUAUAACAGAGGACAGAACUCCUCUCGGUCAUGGGGAUCCAUUGAUAAUUUGGCCUACUGUAGAAGACGUUAGGUGUUCUUUAGAGGGUUAUGCUGCUGGUAAUGCAAUUCCAAGCCCGUUGAAGAACGUAGAGAAACCAUUCUUGAAAAAGUAUUGGGCAAAAUGGAAAGCAGAUCAUAGUGCUCGCAGUCGUGCAAUGCCACAUAUAAAGACGUUCACACGUUACAGCGACCAGAAGCUUGCAUGGUUCUUGCUAACGUCAUCGAAUCUUAGCAAAGCGGCCUGGGGAGCACUUCAGAAAAACAACUCUCAGCUGAUGAUCCGUUCCUAUGAGUUGGGAGUCUUGUUCUUACCAUCUCCAGUAAAAACACAAGGUUGUAAUUUUUCAUGCACCGACAACAACCCGAGUACUAUGAAGGGAAAACAAGAGACGAAAGGUGAGGUGGAGAAGAGGAGUAAGCUAGUGACAAUGACAUGGCAAGGAGACAGAGAUUCGCCUGAGAUAAUCUCGCUCCCAGUUCCUUAUCAGCUACCUCCUAGGCCAUACUCAUCUGAAGAUGUUCCAUGGUCAUGGGAUCGAGGGUACUCAAAGAAGGAUGUGUAUGGACAAGUCUGGCCAAGAUAGUUGGCUCUUAUUAUAUUAUGACUUGAAAUUGAGAGAGAGAGUGGCUUUGUGGGUUUUACUCCCUUGAUGUUUUAGAAUCAACUCAGUUAAGCAUGCAAAUUAGAAAAAUAUUUACAUUUUUAACUGUUUUAAGAUAAAACAUUGUUAAUAUAUUCUACUUAUAUAACAUAAUCAAC
Molecule: messenger RNA, 2162 nt
Organism: Eruca vesicaria subsp. sativa (arugula)
Lineage: Eukaryota; Viridiplantae; Streptophyta; Magnoliopsida; Brassicales; Brassicaceae
Source: the annotation of a GenBank genome assembly